Messenger RNA from Boleophthalmus pectinirostris (great blue-spotted mudskipper), 2471 nucleotides. It is a transcript of the gene entpd6, whose product is annotated as ectonucleoside triphosphate diphosphohydrolase 6. The coding region runs from base 173 to 1525 and encodes 450 amino acids. Gene Ontology annotation, biological process: nucleoside diphosphate catabolic process. Gene Ontology annotation, cellular component: Golgi apparatus; membrane. Gene Ontology annotation, molecular function: GDP phosphatase activity; UDP phosphatase activity. NCBI's taxonomy places the organism in Eukaryota, Metazoa, Chordata, Actinopteri, Gobiiformes, Gobiidae. The record is from RefSeq and is a predicted model, not a curated record. The transcript has 13 exons.
CUGCGCCGUGCGGGGCUCGUGCCGCUGCGGAGAUGUGCUGCUCUUUUCGCGUGUUUUUAGGCGCGUGUCCGUGCGCGUAACCGUGCAUGAUUCACCGUGCACGGGACACGUGCACGCGGAGCCGGGGACGCGCUUUUUACGGGGGCCGAGCGGUCGGUGAUGCUGUUGGAGGAUGAGGAGGUCCAGACUGGUUCUGUUCCUGGUCCUGGUCUGUGUCCUCGUGGUCUACCUCACGGUCCUCAAGCGGCACUACGACUCCCACAAUGCACUGCCCCAGAGACACCCCGCCCCCAAAGGCUUCCUGACGCCCCAUUGGCCAACGGGCUCCAGGGGGCGGGUCCAGUUUGGCAUCAUGUUUGACGCCGGCAGCACCGGGACCCGAGUCCACGUGUUCAAGUUCAGAGUGGACCACAACAAGAGCCGGGUCCCGGAGCUGUUGGACGAGUCCUUUAAGGCCUUUUCUCCUGGACUCUCGGCCUUCGCUGAAGAUCCUCCUCAGUCCAGGGCCGGUCUUCUUCAGCUCCUGGACUUCGCUAAGACCAAAGUUCCGGUCCAGAUCCAAGAAUCCACUCCGGUUUUUCUGAAGGCGACAGCCGGACUCAGGCUCCUGAAAGGAGACCAGGCCCAGAGGCUCCUGGACCAGGUGCGGCAGGUGUUCCGUGAGUCUUCGUUCUUGUCGUCGGAUCAGAGUGUUUCUGUUUUAGACGGAGCAGACGAAGGUGUGUCGGCGUGGCUGACGGUGAACUUCCUGCUGGGGGCUGUAGGGGGCGCUCCUGCUCCUGCGUCUGCGUCUGCGUCUGUGGGGACUCUGGAUCUGGGCGGCGGCUCCACUCAGGUCACCUUCAGCCCGAGUUCAAAGUUUGUUGAGUCUCUGUCGUCCUCAGACGCCCAGAACCUCCAGAACCUGAACCUCUUCAACUCCUCCUACAAACUCUACACCCACAGUUAUCUGGGCUUGGGGCUGAUGGAGGCUCGAGCGGCUGUUCUGGGACCCCCCUCUGCUCCAGGUGGCGCUGUCCUGGUCAGUCCCUGUGUGUCUCCAGACGGAGGCGGGACUUGGGAACAUGACCACAUCCUCUACAACGUCAGGGGACAGAGGACGGGUGAGACGACAGGUGAGACGACAGGUGAGACGACAGGUGAGACGACAGGUUCCGUGCUGGAGCUCUGUUCUAGACGUGUGCGUUCGGUUCUGAGAGACUCUGUGAGGCCUGUGGAGCAGCAGCUGCAGUUUUACGCCUUUUCCUACUAUUACGACCGAGCAGUCGACAUCAGAGCCAUCGACGGAGUGAGGGGAGGGGAGGUGUGUGUUCAGGAUUACAUCUCUGCAGCUCAGAGAGUCUGUGCAGGUGAGACCCUGUCACCCGACCAGAGUCCUCUCCUCUGCCUGGACCUGGUCUACAUCUCAGUCCUGCUCCAAGACCUCGGAUUCAAACCAGACUCCCAGCUCAAGUUGUCUCGGUGGAUCAGGGGGGUGGAGACCAGUUGGGCUUUGGGAGCGACAUUCAACUACAUGAACCUCUGAUGCUCUUAUUGUGAAAGGACAGACUCUUAUUGUGAAAGGACAGACUCUUAUUGUAAAAGGACAGACUCUUAUUGUGAAAGGACAGACUCUUAUUGUGAAAGGACGGACUCUUAUUGUGAAAGGACAGACUCUUAUUGUGAAAGGACAGACUCUUAUUGUAAAAGGACGGACUCUUAUUGUGAAAGGACAGGUGUAUUAUUUAUCCAAUCAGGAGGCAGCUGUGAGCCGCGCUGGAAGCUGAUUGGUCGGUUUCUACGUUUAAAUCCUGUAAAUGCGAUUUUCUGAAGUUUCAAAUCUCUAUUUUUAAUCGAAGGAGUAAAAUCGUGUUUGGACGGUUGUCAUGACGAUAAGUGUCCGUCAAACCACAGUGACAGUGUUUGUGUUUCAUUAAAGCCUCAGACUGGAACUUUCCUCAUGAGUGUUGUAGUUCUCCAGAGCGGUCUUCACCUCAAGACUGUGUUUUUAUGGUCUUGGUCUGGUCUCGGACUCAACUGCGUUUGGACUCGGUCUGGUCUCGGACUCGACUGCGUUUGGACUCGGUCUGGUCUCGGACUCGACUGCGUUUGGACUCAGUCUGGUCUUGGACUCGAGGUCUUGAACUCAAGGUCUGAUGCUUGUCAAGUGUCAAGAACACACUAAUCAAGACCAAGACCAGACCCAGACCACAGGGUCCUGAGACCAGGACAAGACCUCUGAGGGUUGAGACCGAGUCCAAGUCCCAUGGAGACGAAAUCCAGGCCAUUUUUGUAUUUUUCUACAUUUACUUGUAUUUGACUUUUAUUUUGUCACAUUUAUAUCAAUGUUUUUAUAAAUCUGUCUCCAGUUGAUCUGAUUAAAGUUCCACAAAUUGGAACAACUUUAUCACCAACAACAGAAGAAAAGACCAAGACCAAGACCAGACCGAGUCCCAGACCAAGUCCAAACGUGGUUGAGUCCAAGACGAGAC